Messenger RNA from Priapulus caudatus, 2438 nucleotides. RefSeq lists its product as uncharacterized. Gene Ontology annotation, biological process: transmembrane transport; monoatomic anion transport. Gene Ontology annotation, molecular function: transmembrane transporter activity. The transcript is spliced from 9 exons. The coding region runs from base 301 to 1293 and encodes 330 amino acids. The record is from RefSeq and is a predicted model, not a curated record. Lineage: Eukaryota; Metazoa; Priapulida; Priapulimorpha; Priapulimorphida; Priapulidae.
AACACCGGCACACGCUAGACGCUGCUGAAGGCACGUAGUAUAUAUAGACGGUGAAUAGUUUAACAAGUUACAAUUGCUGCGGCGUAAGCCCAACGGAAACAUCAUACUUCUGCCGCCCGUUUCACGACGCUUUGUCAUGCACGUAUUUUGUACGCUUGUGUGCAAGUAUACACGCGAUCAGACUGAUCUUCCCAGCGGCUGUGGAGUGGAUGUGCAUGCUGGGAGUUAUAACUAUCAUUAGUCAUAUUUGUACGCAUAUUUCUUCAUAAGAAAAUAGUAAGCAUCCACGUUCGUAGCAAAAUGGCAUGUUGGAAAAAAGAAAGCAGCUAUGCGCCACAGAGGUCGAUUCCGUACGGUGCUCAAGUCGGCAAUGUCAUCACUAUGCCCAUUUCGGGACUCCUGUGCAAGUACGGCUUCGACAACGGCUGGGGCUCCAUCUUCUAUGUUUUCGGCAUUCUCGGAGUCCUGUGGUUCAUCGGUUGGAUGCUCCUGGUGUACGAUACCCCGUCGGUUCACCCUAGAAUCUCAAAGGAAGAGCUUGACUAUAUACAGGGCAGCCUGACCGGCCAGAUACGUAAGGACAUCGACAAGCAUGAAAAGAUUCCGUGGCUGAAGUUCCUGACGUCGAUGCCAGUGUGGGCGAUCAUAGUCGCUCACUCCUGCGCUGACUGGGGCACCUACACCCUACUCACCCAAAUCCCCACCUUCAUGAAGGAGGUCCUCAAACUCGACAUCGCAGCUAACGGUCUCUUCUCGGCGAUCCCCUACGUCGGCUACUGGCUCUUCACGAACGUCGCCGGAUUCUCUGCCGACUUCAUCCGCAAGAAGAACUGGCUCAGCACGGUCGCUGUGAGGAAAUCCUACCAGUUGGUCGCUAUGGCUCUAUCCAGCGCAUUCCUGAUUGCCACUGGCUACAUGGACUGUACCAAAUCGAUAUGGGCAGUGGUCUUCCUUACACUUGCUGUGUCAGGUGCUGCUUUCCAGUACGGUGGCGAGAUGGUGAACCAGGUGGACAUCGCGCCGAGGUACGCGGGCGUACUGUUUGGCAUCGCUAACACCGUAUCUACGUUGACCGGCAUCGCUGCGCCGUACAUGGUCAGCAGCCUUACCAAGAACAAAACGCAGUCGCAGUGGCAGAUGGUGUUCUACAUCACUGGAGGAAUCUGCAUUUUUGGCGCCAUCUUUUUUGCAAUAUUCGGAUCAGGUGUGGUGCAGCCGUGGGCUAUGGCGAAAGAAGAGGACGAGGAGGAGGACAAGGAGAAGGUUGCACUGGAGCAAGAGGCAGCCGUGUAGGAACCCAACAGAGCAAUAGCUGUGCGUGGUUGUUGCGUGUCUGGGCGACGUGAGGAGCGUACCUACCGUCGGUGCGUUUCGUCUAGCUGUGAAGAGCAGUCGAUAUGCGUUACUAGCUGUGUUGGGAAGCGUGAUCUAUGCGUGGUAGCAUGUGGAUGUUCUUGGUGUCGUGUGUGUUGUUGUUAUGCCCUGGUAGUUACGGGGCUUCGUGAACUUCGGUGUGGUUUUCUGCGGUUAGGCGAGUUCAUUAGUUUGCCGUGCAUGUAGUCAGUAUUAGGGCGUGUCUGUGUAGAUAGGCAGGGAAGGGAGGGAACCAUCUCAAUGCUGCGACGUAUGCUGCAGCCAUGCGUCCGUGCCGAGUGUGAGUGGGCAUAGUGGCGGAAGCAGUAUUUGCAUGUAGUUCUCCUGCAGGCUGCCCUGCAACACUAAGCUUGUAGGCCUGGAGUCAGCCGGGGAUGCCCGAAUGCCUGCGUUAUACACCCAAGGAUAGCAGUGCAGAAUCGGUUGAGUAGCACACUCCAUCCCUGUUAACGAUGCGUAUCGUUUCGCUGAGCGAAUGAAUACAAGUUGGUUUGGGUUGGUGCGGGGACUGGCUGUAGCAACUUAGCGAUCUUAGUGCGUAAGCAUCGGCUUAGACCAGUGUCUUAGAAGCGUGGUGCUUCUCGUAUGCGGCGCGUAUUUCCUGACACACACCAUGUAUCAAUGGCUUCGAUAGCGCAUUGUCGUGUCAGUUAAUGCUUCAAUAGUGUAAGAGUGUCAAAAGUCUAAAACACUUGUCGACUGUCGCGGCAGCAGCGACAAGUGAGCGUCUUCUAGCGAAUAAGGAGAGACUGCUGGCAGCAGGUGAAAUGUGAUGCAUCAUGCCUUGAUAUCGUCCGAUAUCCUUACGCUAUCAUAUCAACUUCAAGUAUGUAUAAAAUAUACGAGCAUCGUAGAUUGUGGGCGUUAAACGUCUUGCCGGGAGGUAGCUAGUUGGCUACCUUUUUAACACAGACGUCUGAGCUCCAGUUAUUCGUUCCAAAGUUCCACUUAUUUAUGAUGGUUGAUACUUCAAUGUCGGAAUUAUUGCAUUAUUGAAUUGAGAUUUCACGUAUUUGUGCGAUCAAUGUGUUAUUUUUCGAAAUGUACUUUUUUUUUAUAAUAGU